Phragmites australis (common reed) is the source of this 2445-nucleotide messenger RNA. RefSeq names its product nucleobase-ascorbate transporter 6-like. Gene Ontology annotation, cellular component: membrane. Gene Ontology annotation, molecular function: transmembrane transporter activity. NCBI's taxonomy places the organism in Eukaryota, Viridiplantae, Streptophyta, Magnoliopsida, Poales, Poaceae. The record is from RefSeq and is a predicted model, not a curated record. The transcript is spliced from 14 exons. Bases 676 to 2277 code for a protein of 533 amino acids. Gene Ontology annotation, biological process: transmembrane transport.
CUCUAUCAGCGCAGAAAGCAGAACAACAACCAAAGCAGAAAAGCUUUGCACAGCAGGAAAAGUUCCCUGGGAAGAGAGAGAGAGGACUUCUUUUAUCCUGAAGCAAUUUCUUCGCAUUGCAAUCUCCCUCUGCCAUCGCCUUUAUGGUGCAAAAGGUUUCCCCUUGGGAAGAGCAGAGCACAUUUUCUUUCGUGGGGGUGGCAACGGAAAGGCGAACCUCCAAUCCCAUGACCAGAGAAAAGCUAGUGGCAGCGAGAAAAGAGAGGGCGAAAGCAAUGGAGACAGAGUGGCCGCUGCUCUUUUCUGCCUUAAGCCGUAGAUUCCUUCGAGCUACUGCUCGCUAUUAGCAGCAGCGAAAGAGAGCAAUGAGCAAGAACCAGGAAGUAGCCCACGGCAUUUCCCUUUCCUUUGCUUGCUUGCGACUUUUCUUGUAGCGAUUGUUCCUUUCUUCUUCUUUGUUUCCUUCGCACGCAAAGAAUCGCUCGUCCUCUUGCUCUCCGGCUUGUUCCAGUGCACUCUAGUUCUUGGGUUGCUUGUUCUUGGCUCUACUUUGCUUUUCGUGCGCUCCCUUGUUCUGCUUUUGAGUGGAGUCGCGGUGGAGUUGAGUGAGACGGUGAGGUGAGUAGUUUGGUUUCUUGGGAGAAGAAAGGAGAAGAGAAGGGGAGCAGGAGGAGGAUGGCCGGGGGAGGGGCGGCGCCGCCGCCGAAGCAGGAGGAGCUGCAGCCGCACCCGGUGAAGGACCAGCUGCCCAGCGUGUCCUACUGCAUCACAAGCCCACCGCCCUGGCCUGAGGCCAUCAUACUUGGAUUCCAACAUUACAUUGUGAUGCUGGGCACAUCUGUCAUCAUACCGAGUGCUCUUGUCCCGCAGAUGGGAGGAGGAAAUGAGGAGAAGGCUCGGGUGAUCCAGACGCUGCUGUUCGUCGCUGGCAUCAACACCUUGUGCCAGUCAUUCUUCGGGACUCGUCUCCCGGCGGUGAUGGGUGGAUCCUACACUGUCGUUGCGCCGACCAUUUCGAUCAUCUUGGCUGGCCGUUACAGCAACGAAACAGAUCCUCAUGAGAAAUUCUUGCGGACCAUGAGAGGAACACAAGGCGCUCUCAUCAUCGCGUCAACAAUUCAGAUCAUACUUGGUUUUAGUGGCCUCUGGCGCAAUGUUGUUAGAUUGCUAAGCCCAUUGUCUGCUGUUCCUCUGAUCUCGCUAGCUGGGUUUGGGUUAUAUGAGCUUGGUUUUCCAGGGGUUGCUAAGUGUGUAGAAAUUGGGCUCCCAGAAAUCAUUCUAAUGCUCAUGUUUUCUCAGUAUUUACCUCAUGCUAUUCAUGUGGCAAAGCCUGUGUUCGACCGGUUUUCUGUAAUUUUCACAAUUGCUAUUGUAUGGCUGUAUGCAUACAUUCUCACCGCUAGUGGUGCAUACAAGAAUGCCCGAACGAAGACACAAGUGCAUUGUCGUGUUGACCGCUCUGGAAUUAUUGGUGGCGCUUCUUGGAUAAGUGUCCCAUAUCCUUUCCAAUGGGGAGCUCCAACAUUUGAUGCUGGUGAAUCUUUUGCGAUGAUGAUGGCCUCAUUUGUUGCUCUUGUAGAGUCAACCGGGACCUUCAUUGCAGUGUCAAGAUAUGCAAGUGCGACUAUGAUACCUCCCUCAGUUCUUGGUCGUGGCAUUGGUUGGCAGGGCAUUGGUACUUUACUGGGUGCAUUUUUUGGGACAGCUAAUGGAACUGGAGUGUCAGUUGAAAAUGCUGGUUUACUUGCUUUGACACAUGUUGGCAGCCGGAGAGUAGUCCAGAUAUCUGCAGGCUUUAUGAUUUUCUUCUCAAUACUUGGGAAAUUCGGAGCACUCUUUGCGUCAAUUCCACUGCCAAUAUUUGCUGCCCUAUAUUGCAUUUUCUUUGCAUACAUUGGCGCUUGUGGUCUCAGCUUCCUUCAGUUCUGCAACCUGAACAGCUUCAGGACCAAGUUCAUCGUGGGGUUCUCCUUGUUCAUGGGCUUGUCAGUUCCCCAGUACUUCAACGAGUACACAUCCGUCGCAGGUUAUGGCCCGGUGCACACUGGCGCCCGUUGGUUCAACGACAUGAUCAACGUGCCGUUCUCGUCGAAGCCGUUCGUGGCGGCGCUGGUGGCGUUCUUCCUGGACAACACGAUCCACAGGCGCGACGGCGCGGUGAGGAGGGACAGGGGAUACCACUGGUGGGACAAGUUCCGGAGCUUCAAGACAGACAGCAGGAGCGAGGAGUUCUACUCCCUGCCGUUCAACCUCAACAAGUUCUUCCCUUCCGUGUGAUCUGCAACUCCAGCCUCUUUCUUGGCCAUGUCUCGGACCGAAGACGAAGAAGAAGCGGUCAGUCCAGUCCUGACGAUGUCUGUGGUUGGGUCGGUAAUUUUUGUACAUUCUGUGUGGAACUGGACCUGUCCCGUUCCAGGGGAGAUUUGACAUGUCUGGUUGCAUCUU